AUGGCCCGUGGGGCCGGAGGACUUCUCGACGGCGGAUUUGUUUUCAAACUCGGCCGACUCUUCCGCACUCCCUACGGCGGCGAAGGCGUCGACUUCAUCGAUCAGCUGAACUAUCAGUUCACCGGUGGAUUAAUACUCAUCUUCAUUAUUAUCAUCAGCCUCCGGCAGUAUGUUGGUAAACCAAUCCAAUGCUGGGUUCCGCCAGAAUUCACUCGAGCUUGGGAGGAAUACACAGAGAACUACUGCUGGGUCUCCAACACGUACUUCCUUCUUCCCCACGAAGACAUCCCAGUCGAGGAGCUGGAAUACGAAAAGAUCAAGUUCAUCGGCUACUACCAGUGGAUGUCCAUCGUCUUGGCUGGCCAGGCAAUGAUGUCCUGGGUGCCCCAUCUCCUCUGGCGAGUUUGCUCUCGUCGUCUGCCCCUGUUGCUCAAGUCGGCCAAAGAGGCCUCUAUUCCAGACCGCGAGCUUCGUCUCAAGGCUGUCUCCUGCCUCGUGGCGACCCUAGAGGAGCAAGCCGAGUCGCAGUCUCGCUUCCGGCGGAUGAAGUCGUUUGUCAAUCGAUGCCUCUGCGGCAUCGCCCCCAACGCCCGACUCACUGUCCUCUUCCUCUUCGUCCGCGGGCUCUUCAUCGCCAACUCCUUAGGCCAGAUCUACCUAAUGAAAUGCUUCACUGGUUUCAACAGCACAUUCUUCGGACUGCAUCUUUUGCAGGAUCUGACGAAAGGCGAGGAAUGGGACACCAGUGGACACUUUCCUCGAGUCACUUACUGCAAUAUCAAAGUUCGCGUAAUGGGUCAACCAAAGCCCGCGAGCUACUCUCUUCAAUGCGUGCUCCCAAUAAACAAUUUUGUAGAGAAGAUCUACAUAUUUCUAUGGUUUUGGUUCGUCAUCCUCUGUUCCCUGACGAUAAUGAGCACCAUCCAGUGGACCAUAAACACACUGAUCCCCGUCCGACGCGUCUAUUACAUCAAGCAGUACCUCAAGGCACUGCGUCUCAUCUCGAGCACGGAGGAGCGUGACUGCACGCGCUUUGUGAACCAGAGUCUCGGAGCAGACGGCAUCUUCAUCCUGCACAUCGUCUCCAAGGUCGCCAGCGACCUGAUCGCCUUGGACGUCACCGCAACCCUCUGGAAGAACUACAGGCAGGCGAAGAUAACGGGCACGGAAGAGGACGUUAAUCGUCUCUUAGAGACAGUAAACCGGGGCUCAAGCGCUGUAUAG
Molecule: messenger RNA, 1224 nt
Organism: Mesocestoides corti
Lineage: Eukaryota; Metazoa; Platyhelminthes; Cestoda; Cyclophyllidea; Mesocestoididae
Source: the annotation of a GenBank genome assembly